AUGAAGGGAAAUAAAGAAGGUGAAGAGCAAAGAAGAAGGAAGACAAGCAACUGUGCUGAUUCAAAAUGGUGGGCCAGGACAAGGAGAAAAUCCAACCACACUUCCACUCGACUGUUCGAGGCUCCAAAGACACUGACUGUGAUUGUCCAAAAUCCUGCUUCUAAAAGCAUGGCUGACCUUCUUUCGAAUAUGACUGUUCCCUCUUGGAUUAAGACAGGUGGUGUCUACGUGGGGGGACUCUUGUUGGCUCCUCUGGUUCUCCUGAUCAUAACACAGUCCAUAGGUAUCAUUAAGGAACUAGUCCCAAUGUUGGUCAGUAUCAUAAAGAACGGGUUUAGGGCUAUCAAGGAGCUGAUCAAGUUAGGUCUAUCUCCCCUAGUCUGGUUGUACACAGAGAUUCUUGAAUUUACAAGGAAUGAAUAG
Molecule: messenger RNA, 423 nt
Organism: Funneliformis caledonium
Lineage: Eukaryota; Fungi; Glomeromycota; Glomeromycetes; Glomerales; Glomeraceae
Source: the annotation of a GenBank genome assembly